CAAACACUUCCGACAGCUAAGCCAGGAGGUCCAGGAGAGCAUCAGUGCUGGGUCUCCGAAGACCCCGCCUCCCAAAGUUCCCGGCGUGCCUUGCGCCCCCUGGCCGGAAGGCGGAAGUACGGAAGCUUCCGGCGGUGAGGCGCGUGUGGUGCGUGUUUGUGUUUCUCCGGUAAAUCAUGGCUAAAAGCUUACGGAGUAAGUGGAAAAGGAAGAUGCGUGCCGAAAAGAGAAAAAAGAAUGCCCCAAAGGAGCUCAGCAGACUUCAAAGUAUUCUCAAAGUAGACAGUGAUGUUUUAAUGAAAGAUGUUCAAGAGAUUGCAACCGUGGUGGUCCCCAAACAUUGCCAAGAGAAAAUGCAGUGUGUGGUGGAAGAUGAAAAUGAUGACAUGAAAAUGGAAACUGAGAUUAAGAGAAGCACAAAGACUCUUCUAGAUCAGCAUGGACAGUACCCAGUAUGGAUGAACCAGAGGCAGAGAAAAAAGCUGAAGGCAAAGAGACAGAAAGGAAAGGGGAAGAACAGGGCAAAGGCAGCCAAGGGUUUGGCCUGGUAGACUCUUAAAACGUGAGAAGUGCCACAUGGGACAGAAGUUGCAUUGGAAUGUCUGAAUUGAUUUCAGCUCUCACUAUGUGGGAGCUAUUUGUUUUCAUAUUUUAAUUUGGUCUACUUCUCUAGUUUGGAAUCAAAAUAGCUCCUCCAGUUUGUUUCAGGAACUUGAAUAAAAUAACUCCUUUGAUGAAGGAAAACUAUACAGAAAUUUUAAUUGUAUAUGACCAGUAUCCAAGUAUUAUCAAUCUUGUCAAGUAUUGAUGUGGUUAUAAUUGCUUGAUGUAACAACAUGCAGUUAUAUUCAGUGCAUCAGAUAAAACCUGAAAUACUGACAGAAUUCAAAUAGAAAGCCAUUAUAUCAGCAUAUUUAAAAACAAGACAUCAAGUGACUAGAGAGAUGGCUCACAAUUAAGAGUGCAUGCUACUCUUGGAGAGGACCCGGGUUGGUUUUCUAGCACCCAUGUCAUGCUGCUUACAACCAACAGCCUGUAGCUUUGACUCCAGGGGAUCUACGCCCUCUUCUGCCCUCCACAGGCACCUGCACUCAUGUGCACAAACUCAUAGAUAAAUACACACAUAAUUAAAAACUAAAAUCUUUGUAAAAAAGGACAGGGGAUAGAUGGUUAAGAGAACUGGCUGUUCUUUCAGAAGACUUGGGUUCAGUUCCCAGCACCCACAUAAUGCCUAAGAACUGUCCUUAACUCCAGUUCCACAGGCUCUGAUACCCUUUCUGACUUCCACAAGCAUUGUACCACAUGGCACAGUUACAUACAUGUAGGCAGUUCACUCACAUAAAAUAAAAAUAAAGGAUAUCAGUGGAUCUUACAAACAGAACUUACUUGGAGGUUUUAUUUUGUUCAUAAUAAAAGAUAUUUUGUGUGUA
This is a messenger RNA of Nannospalax galili (Upper Galilee mountains blind mole rat), 1430 nucleotides long. RefSeq names its product LLP homolog, long-term synaptic facilitation factor (gene Llph). NCBI's taxonomy places the organism in Eukaryota, Metazoa, Chordata, Mammalia, Rodentia, Spalacidae. The coding region runs from base 177 to 551 and encodes 124 amino acids. The transcript is spliced from 3 exons. The record is from RefSeq and is a predicted model, not a curated record. Gene Ontology annotation, biological process: dendrite extension. Gene Ontology annotation, molecular function: RNA binding. Gene Ontology annotation, cellular component: nucleolus.